This is a messenger RNA of Silurus meridionalis, 3315 nucleotides long. It is a transcript of the gene cyth1a, whose product is annotated as cytohesin 1a. The coding region runs from base 388 to 1587 and encodes 399 amino acids. Gene Ontology annotation, biological process: regulation of ARF protein signal transduction. Gene Ontology annotation, molecular function: guanyl-nucleotide exchange factor activity. Lineage: Eukaryota; Metazoa; Chordata; Actinopteri; Siluriformes; Siluridae. The transcript is spliced from 13 exons. The record is from RefSeq and is a predicted model, not a curated record.
ACACGUCAGUGGGCAGAGCAGUUCCACCCAAAUCCACACUUCCUCAUAUCUUUCUCACCGACAACAGAUAGACACAUAGAAACGGUUUAGUCCGCGUUUGUAAUAUAUUAAAUAUUUAUAAACAAAAAUAAAAAACAAGGAUACCACAAACUUUCGAGGGUUAGAACUAAAGCCGUUCCUCGUGCACGCGGUGGAAAAUCCCUCAGUUCGGUAGCAGCUGCUCUCCGGAGUCGUGUGUAUUACUGGCGGAAGGCGGGUUGUUCUUAUUUUUAUUAUUUUAGAGGUGUUUCAAAGUUUGGCACGAGUAUAAACCGAGAGUUUGGCUUCCGCUUGUGAGCGUUUACAAAUAUUAAGAAGAAGAAGACGUUACAGAAAAAAGAAGACGCCAUGGUGCUGAAAUCAGAGGACGGUGUCGUGCCCGACGACCUCACACCUGAGGAGCAGCAGGAGCUGGAGAACAUCCGGCGGCGCAAGCAGGAGCUGCUGGAGGACAUUCAGCGUUUAAAGGAUGAGAUAGCCGAGGUGACCAGCGAGAUUGAGAACCUGGGCUCCACUGAGGAGAGGAAAAACAUGCAGAGGAACAAGCAGGUGGCAAUGGGCCGCAAGAAGUUCAACAUGGACCCUAAGAAGGGGAUUCAGUUCCUGAUUGAAAAUGAUCUUUUGAAGAACACCAGCGAUGACAUUGCUCAGUUCCUCUACAAGGGCGAGGGCCUGAACAAGACAGCAAUUGGGGACUACCUCGGAGAGAGGGAUGAGUUGAACCUCAAGGUGCUGCAUGCGUUUGUGGAGUUGCACGAGUUCACAGAUCUGAACCUUGUUCAAGCUCUCAGGCAAUUUCUUUGGAGCUUUAGACUGCCAGGCGAGGCACAGAAGAUUGAUCGGAUGAUGGAGGCUUUUGCCCAGCGCUACUGCCAAUGCAACCCGGGAGUCUUCCAGUCCACCGACACGUGCUACAUCCUCUCCUUCGCCAUCAUCAUGCUGAACACCAGCCUUCACAACCCCAAUGUCAAAGACAAGCCCACCGUGGAGCGCUUCAUCUCCAUGAACAGAGGCAUCAAUGACGGUGGUGACCUACCAGAGGAGCUGCUACGAAACCUGUAUGAAAGCAUCAAGAACGAGCCUUUUAAAAUCCCAGAGGAUGACGGCAAUGACCUCACACACACAUUCUUCAACCCUGAUCGGGAAGGCUGGCUCCUGAAACUGGGAGGUGGACGCGUCAAAACCUGGAAAAGACGAUGGUUCAUUCUCACAGACAAUUGCCUUUACUACUUUGAGUACACUACAGACAAAGAACCCAGAGGAAUCAUUCCUUUGGAAAACCUGAGUAUCCGAGAAGUGGAGGACAAGAAACCGAACUGCUUUGAGCUCUUCAUCCCAGACAAUAAGGAUCAGGUGAUUAAGGCGUGUAAGACAGAGGCAGAUGGACGUGUGGUGGAGGGCAACCACACAUUUUACCGCAUCUCUGCUCCCACCACUGAGGAGAAGGACGAGUGGAUGAACAGCAUCAAAGCGGCGAUCAGCCGAGACCCGUUCUACGAAAUGCUGGCUGCCAGGAAAAAGAAAGUCUCCUCUAUGAAAAGGCACUAAAUCUGCUCAGGGUGAUUUAGGGCUGUGUGAAUGAUCCCUUAUUAGGAGAGAACUGACACCUGUAUUGGGAGGAUGAGACUGGUCUCCUUCCCAUUGUCUGACCCCCCUUCCUCUUUGUGUUUUUUUUUUUUUUUUUUUCUUUUUUUCUUUUUUUUUUGUAUGUUGGGCAGAAUGGGGAAUGAGGGCUAAAAAGCCAAGACUAGGUUCUGUAGUGCCCAGCAGGAACUGUGCCUCCACUCCUCUUCCCUCACCUCUCCGUGUGUGUGUGUGUGUGUGUGUGUGUGUGUGUGUGUGUGUGAGAAGGACAUUCUGUUUCAGUUUGUUCUUUUGAAAAUCCCCAAAGAAUCAAUCUCAGUCCUAAUGCUAAACCAAAAUGCACACUUUCUCUACCCUGUUUGUAUUUACAUUCUAUCCUGAAUCUUUAUAUCACUUUCUCUCUUUAUAUCACAUAAAACAUGUCUUAAACACACACACACACACACACACACUUGUUUAAUCAGCAGGUCUGACAGAAUGUGGGUUACCAAAAAAGGCCUCUCCUUGAUUUCAAAAAGCAGGAAAGACCUUCCUUGUACGCUUGUCUUUGUUAUGUACAGGGCAAUAAGUGUAUUUUUUACAUUUCUAUAUCCUCUGUAUAUUCUCUUUCUUCUUUUGUCGAUUUGAUAAAUAUCAUUGGAAGGCGCCAAAUGGCUUUCAUUAGAAACGAACGAGGAGGUGUUCAGUGUAUGCAUUUUAUGAUGUGGGGGGGAGAUUAAUUUACAGAUACACUAUCUGGACAAAAGUAUGUGGAAACAUGACCAUCACACCCACAUGAGUAUUGUUUUUCCCCUAGCUGUUACCACACAUUUGUAAGCACACCAAUGUCUAGAAUGUCUGUCUGCUGUAAAAUUUUCCCUUCACUGGAACAAAGAAUCUCUGGGCUUGUCGACUGAACCAUUAGUGCCCUUGCUCUUGUAUUUGAAUGGGCAUAAAUCCUCAAUGGCCUUGGAUUUGGAUUGGGAUGUUCAGCAGAAGAAUGUGAGAAUGUGUCCACAUACUUUUGGACGCAUGGUGUACUUGAAGCUAGGAACGCUGGUGUUGGUUGUGUGCGUGUGUGCGUGUGCGUGUGUGUGUGCGUGUGUGUGUGAGCGCUACUCCAGCUUCCUGUAUGCUAAAUGGCCAAACUGUUCUAGGAAUGGCACUUCUACUCGUUUGGGCUGCUGAUGAAUAAAUGUGUCUGUGUCGCGUUGCAAAAAAGUGCAGGUUUUAGAGUCCCAGACUGUCUAAUAUUUAAAUUUAUGAAUAGAUGUCACGUUCAGAGUUGAAACCCAAGUCAAUCUGACGUCCUCACAGAUAUACAGUAGGACUUGCUGCACCUUUAUUGAAUUCUCAUGUCUGAAGUAAUGUGUGCUCUAAAAAGCUCAUUGACAGGAAUACAUUCAGAGCGCAUGCUUUAACUUCAUUUUUCUUUCCUUUCUGUUUCCUUCUUUUACAAGUUUUUCUAAGCUAGCAGUUUCCAAUCUCUGAGCAAAGUCAUACAUCUGAGCAUUGAGUAUUGGGUUAUUUAUCAAGGAUGUAUAUACUUCAGUGUAUAGUAAAUAUCUUUCUGCAUUUUAUAUAAAUGUGUGUGUAGCAAAUACAUUAUUAGCUGGGUGCCAUUUUUUAUUUGUAUUUUUUUCAUGUUCAAAGUGUAUCUUAGGCCUCCCAGGUGUGUGUGAGAUCAGCCAUUUUUUGUAAAAAAAAAAACAA